UACUUUCUUUGUUUUUUUUUCGUCUUCGACUUUGCGUUUCUGAAGGCACAUCCCUCUCCAUUUCCCAGCAUAACCGUUAACGACAUUGGCUUCGUAGCAAAACGACAUAGCUGAAAAGCUUCAGCUUCUUUCUUUCACAUCCAUGGAUUCUCUCUCAAACUCUCUUAAUCCCAACAAGCGCCUCAAAGAAGAAUUCGUCAGCAAUUUGACUGGCUCGUCGAUGCUCGAAAUCUCUGCGCUCGCUACAUUAGUCCCUGUUCUGAUACUUCUGAGGCACUCAAUUGGCGCCGAUCGCAUCAUUGAUACUGUUACUGAAGAAGCCAAAUUGAAGAAAAAUGACGACGUACUUGUUCUUUCUAAGAGUUGGCAGGAUUAUAUGGCUGCAUUACUUAUAGAUUUUUUUCUCAUUGUGCUCCCUAUCCUUUUGUUUUUAACUGUUUUUGCAGAAUGGAUGUAUCAGUCAAUCGUUUUGUUGAUAUUGUUACUGCUUUUGUGUGUUGUUUCAAAAAGAUCCGGUUCUUGUUCUCCUUUUGUGGACGGAGGGUCACGUUCUCUUAGAACAAAUAUUUCCUCAUUUAGAGUUUCUAUGAUGAUUGUAACAUGCUUGAGUAUCUUGGCUGUUGACUUCACAAUAUUUCCUAGAAGAUAUGCAAAGACAGAAACUUAUGGCACUGGCUUGAUGGAUAUUGGAGUUGGCUCAUUUGUACUAGCAAAUUCACUAGUUUCACGCCAAGCACGUAAUAUCUCAUCUAAGAAAUUGAAAACUGUAGUUCAAUCUUCAAGUCCACUAAUCAUUCUUGGGUUUGCUCGUCUCCUAUCUACUACCGGUGUUGACUAUCAGGUUCAUGUGGGCGAAUAUGGUGUACACUGGAACUUCUUUUUCACGCUUGCUACCAUGUCAAUUCUUACGUCAAUAAUUGACGUUCCUCCAAAAUAUUGUGGAAUCCUUGGUUCAGUGAUUCUAGUAGGUUACCAAAGUUGCUUGAUGCGAGGGUUAAAUAUGUACCUCUUCUCUGAAGAAAGGGGAGCUGAUCCAAUCAGCCAAAAUAAGGAGGGACUCUUCAGUGUAUUUGGUUAUUGGGGUAUAUACCUUGUUGGUGUCCAGUUGGGAAAUUUUCUAUUCUUUCAGAACCAAGCGUCUAUAAUGAGAACCAAAAAAUGGGCAAGGAUUAGAGUUUGGCUACUUUCCAUUUUGUUUUGGUUUUUGACCGUUCUUAUUGACAGACAUGUUGAACGAGUUUCCCGUAGAAUGUGCAACCUGGCUUAUGCUACCAUGGUUUUAGCCGUAAAUCUGCAGGUGCUAGGAAUCCUAAUGCUCUCUGAUUUUAUCCCUGGAAGCAAAACUUCAGUGCUUGAACAAGCAUGUAAUAGAAACUUACUGGCCACUUUUCUUCUGGCAAACGUUCUCACAGGUGUGGUGAAUUUGUCCAUGAAUACCCUCUUUGCAUCACCAAUAACAGCUCUAUCAAUUCUGAUAGCCUAUGCAUUGACUUUUUGUGUUGUUAUUGGAUUGGUAGAUUUUUAUGGCAUUCGAUUAAAGUUUUGGUAG
Molecule: messenger RNA, 1549 nt
Organism: Morus notabilis
Lineage: Eukaryota; Viridiplantae; Streptophyta; Magnoliopsida; Rosales; Moraceae
Exons: 16
Coding region: 143-1549 (468 amino acids)
Biological process (GO): GPI anchor biosynthetic process; protein localization to plasma membrane
Cellular component (GO): endoplasmic reticulum; membrane
Molecular function (GO): glucosaminyl-phosphatidylinositol O-acyltransferase activity
Source: RefSeq, a predicted model, not a curated record